AUGGAUUUAUCGAACUUAUCGUCAAAUCUACCAUUAACCAAACCUAUUUCUCAGGAAAGUGUUGAUGGGGUUAACCAACAACUCAACAAUGAAUUCAAAGAUGCAGCAAAGCUGGUAACUAACUUAUAUAACAAUUUAUCUCAAUCAUUACAGUCAUCACAAGAUCCAUCACCAUCGCAACCUAAGGAUUCAGAUUACAAAGAAGAUUUUACUAAAGCAGCUAAAUCCAUAGCUUCUUUAUAUAGGUUGAGUAGAGAUUCUAGUCAUUUAAACCAUUAUUUCGGGUACUUAAGUUGUUUGAAUGAUUUAUUACUGGUGAUAGAAAACGGUGAAGAUCUAGAAAAUUGGAUUUUGACCAAGAAACAUGAAUUAGAAAAUCAAAAAGAUGAUUCCAGAAUUGAUACCACCCAAGAACAAGAAGACAAUAAAGAAGAUAAAGAGAGAUUCAACAUUAGAGAUGUGUUGAACCAUGAAUUUUCCAUGGAUGAUGAACUAAUACUGCCAUAUAAAUUUAGAUUAGGAUACCCCCAAUUGAGCAGAAGAAGUAGGCAGAAAGAAAGACCCAAACCAAAGGAAAAGGUCAAGGAAAAAGCUAAGGAGAAAGUCAAAGAAAAACCAGAAAGACUCAAAAAAGAUAAUAAAGAAGAAGAGUCAGAAGAACUGGAAGAUGAAGAGACUUGUAAGAGAAAAUCCCAUUUAACGAAUAUCAUGAGAAAGAAAGUAAAGUUCCAAUAG
Messenger RNA from Yamadazyma jaroonii, 735 nucleotides. The record is from the annotation of a GenBank genome assembly. NCBI's taxonomy places the organism in Eukaryota, Fungi, Ascomycota, Pichiomycetes, Serinales, Debaryomycetaceae.